CGGAGGAGGUGAGGUUCAAAAUGAUCAUUUUUUGUCCCACUUGACGUGGAAUGCCCCCAUACAUAUAUCUGCGUUUUUAACCAUUAGAUGAAACAUUAGAUAAUUGUGCUUUGCCCUAAGAGUCUAUAGCAAGCCUCUGUUGCUGCAUCAUCUACGAUUGUUAGUUGCUGACGCCUGGGAAUUUAAUAGACACAAUGGAGAAGGGCAUGGCGGAAUCCUAUGCUGCUGGGGUUGCAGCUGACAGAGUGAACCAGGCUACCAGCACAAUAUUCUUUGACAAAGGAAUGAUCAGGUCAAAGAUAGUCCUCCUGAAAAUUGCAGAGGCGGUGAUGAACCUGAUCUGCAUAAUCUGCGUGGCCUGCGCGUUCAACCCCUACGUCUCUCAGGCGACCUUUCUCGAGUUUGUCGCCUCGACCGGUAUCAUCGUGGCGGUGAUUCUGGGCGUUCUGUACGUGUUUCACAUCAGAGAGAAGGUUGCCCAGCUACUGCGACUGAACUUUACGGAGUGUGUGUUCGCGGCCGUCUGGUGCUUCUUCUUCUUCGCAGCGUCUACAGCGUCCGUGGUGCACGGCAGCUCCUACCAGUACCAGCAGGCGCUGAUUGCCGCGGGCUUUUUCGGCUACCUGUCGAUGGUGCUGUACGGCAUCGACGCGUUCCUCAUGUUCCACGCCUGGAGGACCGGCCAGACGGCAGCGGCCCAGCAGGCCUCUGAGCAGGUCACCACGCCGGCCUACUAAGCCACCCGCCGCCGGCCGCCUCCGUGUCGGCUCAGCGCGGCCGGCCAGAGGGCGCCCUCGGCGCGCUGCCGCCCUGGGCAGACACCGGCGCGGCCGGCCACCGGUGGACACUCUGCACUGCCCGGAGUCCGGCACCCACCGCACGAUAGGUCAGCCAUCCACGUGUGAGCGGCGGGGACCACUUUACGGGAUAUGGCUAAAUCCUGAUCGGCGACGUGACACGAGGACACCUAAAAUGCCCUUAUUUGAUAGAUCUGUUGAUUAUUGUUCGUUGUUAUUCGUUUGGUGGGCAUCUGCGGAGUUCUAAUUUGGAGUAUCUUUUUCACUGCUCUUUAAUUCAGAUUCACUGUCACCAAGAACGUCGUUUACAAUUUUGUCGAGUAAGCAAUAACAUAGCCCGGAGAAGGACAAUUCUAACGAAUAGUGUUUGUCUAAUGAAACAACAACCUGCGGUUACUUUUCGAUGCUAGUGCGUGAUAGCCGUUCCAAAAAGCACAGUUGCUCAAUGUUACAUUCCCAAUGAGACUUCUUUCAAGCGGUGGCCACUCGCACCUGCACUUUGCACCAGUAUGGGUGUGGCUUUUUGCGAAGUAAGAUUGGUUUGGUAAUUGUUUGGACUCUGUUAAUUACCGCAUGAGGGCUUAUAAUGUUGUCAGCUGGUACUAAACGCGCUGAACUCCUCAUUGUAGCAGUAUGUCAGAAUUGGCCUGGUUUGACUCUGAGGGGGUAACGGUGGAGCCCAGUCUAGCUUCGGCUGUUUAUCAACGAAGGGGUAUCGCAGGGUAGCCUAUUAAGCCCACUGUUUUUGGACAGUGCCAGCCAAGGACGCUUUAUAUCUUUCGUUUGGCAGUAAAUUAAACCGCACACGGAUCGAAGUGUCACCAGACACCAGUGAAAGUCACCAGGCUGCCACCUAUUUUGUUAUUGCUUUACGCACUGGACCUUUAUGACCGAUCAUUUGCUGACUUUGUAAUCGCUUUACCGUGAUAUGUGAUAGUUUCGCUGAGGCAUUUUAACUAAUUGCCGUCAUUCUCGAUCAAGAUCAAACUUUGGGUUCCAUAGGACUUUUGGGACCCAUAAGACUUUACGUACACAUUUAAACGAUUAGAAAAAACCGGGUUCCUACUUCCUAGUGUAGCCUGGUGGUGCCAUUGGUCUCACUCAAUCCAACAAUAGCUUACAUGUGUAGUUCAGACGAUGAUCAGGCAGUUCGUGGUUUUAGAAAGCAUAGCAAUCGGCUGCGUUAGCCGUUAUUUAUCUGCGAGGUUCACCUUAUUGUUCGUCAUUUCGUUGCCAUGCAGUCCGUCGCAGCUACAAUUACAACGAUAAGCCGCCAUGGCGGCAGCUUUCCCCCGAGCCUUGUAAAGCUUGUGUGCCUCGUUUCUGUAGUGUUUUCGCGCAGGACCAGUCGAUCGUAUAGGAGCGGAGGAGAUAAGAGAAGUUCGAUGUUGUCUAUUGUGUGUAGCUUAGCGGCCAGUUGGUGCGAUGGUGUGCUGUAGGUACCCUGCUCCAAAAUCCCUGUCGUGGUGUAGUGCACGCGUUGCUCCUCUACAACCGGUAGAUCGCUUUAGUCCAGAACGGCAAGUAUCCGCCGUGGAAUCACAUCUGUGUGUUGGUGCUUCCUUUUCAGCGUGUUUUGAAAUAUGCUGGUAGUGGUACAAUGUGGGGUUUACCGCAUUACGUUUUCGUUUCUUAUUGUAUUGAUAGCCGCGGGGCCAGACAGUCAGGUGCUUUACAAAUUUAUUUAAUGGUUGUGCUUGGAGCAGUGGUAGUCGAAGUAGUACUCGUUCGCACUUUUCUGUACAUUCGUAUUUAUGCAGUGUGUACACCCGCUACGGCAACCAUUGCCCACGUGGUACAAUUAUAUUAGCUGUCAUGAUCGUAGCAUCGCGACCACAUAUCAGCUGUGGCGUGUGUAGAGUGUUGUGCUUUACGGCGCCGAGUCCGGUCACCAGCGUAGGCACCGCGGCGUGUCUGCCCACCGGCGUGUGUCUCCGGCCACUGCACCGCCGGCGUGUGCGGUCCCCAGGCAACCAGCCGGCCGGCCAGAGCUUCGUGGCGUCGUACACUGCAUGCUGUCGUGAUCGUGCAACAAUAAAUGGACUCGGUAUGUGGC
This is a messenger RNA of Amphibalanus amphitrite, 2853 nucleotides long. Its product is annotated as plasmolipin-like. Gene Ontology annotation, cellular component: membrane. The coding region runs from base 195 to 737 and encodes 180 amino acids. Lineage: Eukaryota; Metazoa; Arthropoda; Thecostraca; Balanomorpha; Balanidae. The record is from RefSeq and is a predicted model, not a curated record. The transcript has 5 exons.